CUGAAAAAUGGUUCCCAGUUUUUUUCUCAAUACUGUUUCUUGUCUGAUCCCAGAAGAGAAGGAUCCAUUGUACUUGGACCUGUGGCAUGCAUGAACGGCCCCCUCACCGCUGUUCCUCGAGUCGGUGAGAAGGUCUUCUACCUCCCACAAGGACACAUCGUGCAGGUUCUGGUUUCUCCAGUAUCUCUUUCACUGUUUCAUUCCUAUGAUCUUCUCAAAGCUUGAUAAUGAUCUGAAAAUGCUCAUCUAACAUAUAGCUUCCAACAUUCUGUGCACAGUUGUAAAUGUUGAGUUAAAGGCGGAAAAGGAAACAGAUGAGGUGUUCGCUCAAAUAACACUGCUUCCAGAAACGAAGAAUGACAAUAACCUGCGGCAUGGACUGCUUGAAUCUCUCCCUCGGUGUCCUCAUGGGCCCUAAAGUGUUCUCCUUCUCCAAAGUUCUCACUGCAUCUGAUACAAGCACGCAUGGCGGAUUCUCUGUUCUCAAGAGGCAUUCUGCUGAAUGCCUUCCACCUCUGGACAUGUCUCAGCAAACCCCAUCACAGGAACUAUAGCUAAAGAUCUCCAUGGUGUACAAUGGCGUUUCCGUCGUAUAUAUCGUGGUGGGUUUAUCUAGCAAUUUUCAUAAUUUUAGCAACCUCAGAAUCAGUCUGAACCAAACAGGAAAAAAGGUUGAUAGGAAAAGCCGAACUGGUGCUUAUGGUUCUAAUUAUGAGGAAAAUGACAACUGCAGUUGUUUCAAUGUCAUAGGGAUUGUAAUAGGGUGCAGUAAAGAGAGAGCUGAAGAAGGAUGUCGACAAAAGGAAAGAAGGAAGAGGAGUGCGUCUCUGAUGGAGAAUCCGUUGAGGGGCCACCCAAGAAGAGCUUCAAGAAAGGCUCUGACGACUCUGGCGACAUUGUCGUUUGCGAGAUUUCGAAGAACAGGAGAGUCUCGGUGAGGACUUGGCAAGGGAAGGUCGUCGUCGACAUUCGAGAGUUCUACGUCAAAGAUGGAAAGCAACUGCCAGGGAAGAAAGGUAUCUUACUAACUAUGGAUCAGUGGAAAAUUCUUCGGGAUCAUGUUGGUGAAAUUGACAAGGCGGUUGCUGAGAAUGCUUAAGCAGCUAGAGGAGAAUUGACAAGGCGGUUUCAUGGGAUUUACCACAUCAAACACUGAAGGAAAUGACAACAAUGUAGCUUCUUUUUGGAAAGGAAAAUCACAUUAUCAUGUGCACGUUUUGUAAUUAAUAGCAACUGGGUUUGUUGACUUACCUUCUUAGUAAUUAGACAACAAUCAACAUCUUUUUUGUAUGUAUUAUGCAAGUCUGUUGAUGGGAAACAUCUAGCUAGGGGUUGCUUUUAUGUGUUGUUUAAACAAGAAACUGAUCUCUUUUAGAGAUGAUAUUCCUACCAUAUGAUGAUACAUAUAUCCAAUCUCUUGCAUCA
This is a messenger RNA of Nelumbo nucifera (sacred lotus), 1425 nucleotides long. The record is from RefSeq and is a predicted model, not a curated record. NCBI's taxonomy places the organism in Eukaryota, Viridiplantae, Streptophyta, Magnoliopsida, Proteales, Nelumbonaceae.